CAUCUGCGGAUCUAAAUGUAUACAUGUUUUAUGGCUUAUCAAGCAAUUAGCUAUGCAAUAAAUUUACGCAACAAAAACACGAAAAAACUAUUACAUAUUUGACUAUUUGAACAGAAAAAAGAUGUCAGAUAAAGAGAAAGAUGAAGAGAAACCUAUAGUAGCAAAAACAGCUGUAGAUCUGCAAAGAUUAAAAUUAAUGAAAUUAAUGAAAAACAUAGAUAAGCCAGUUAUAUUGCCAGAACGUCCAAAAGCCAAGAAUACACCCUCUGUACCAGAAUUUGUUCGCAAUGUUAUGGGUAGCAGUGCUGGAGCAGGCAGUGGAGAGUUUCACGUGUAUAGACAUUUACGACGAAAAGAAUAUGCGCGGCAAAAGUUUAUUCAAGAAAAAGCGCAUAAGGAACAUUUGGAUGAUGAAUAUCAUCAAAAGCUUGAAGAAAAUAAAAGAUUGGCAGAAGAAGCAACGGCGAAAAAACGUGCUAAAAGAUUGAAAAAGAAACAGGGGCGUAAGCAGAGAAAACAAAUAAAAAUUACAAAGGAAGAUAAUGCUAUCACGGAUGAAAAAAGCAGCAAAGAGGACAGUUCAGAUGAGAAUGAAGAAACUGAAGUUACUGUAAAAAAUAAUGAAGCAAAUGAAGAAAAUAUUACGAGUUGUUCCAUAAAUAUAUCUAAAGAUGAAAGCGAAGUAAAAACAGCAACAGGAAAGAAACCGUCAUUAGAUACAGAAGAAAAUGAAGAACAUAUAUUAAAAGUAUCUUUUGAAGAGAAAACGAAUAAAAAAAUUCAAUGUAAAGAUGACACAUGACAAAAUACAUUAUUUUUGUUGUAUUUCUCUUGUUAGAUUAAAAUAUAUAUGUAUAAUCAAAAUUUAGCAAUCAAA
Formica exsecta is the source of this 877-nucleotide messenger RNA. Its product is annotated as PRKR-interacting protein 1 homolog. Gene Ontology annotation, biological process: negative regulation of protein kinase activity. Gene Ontology annotation, molecular function: protein kinase binding; protein kinase inhibitor activity; double-stranded RNA binding. NCBI's taxonomy places the organism in Eukaryota, Metazoa, Arthropoda, Insecta, Hymenoptera, Formicidae. The transcript has 3 exons. The record is from RefSeq and is a predicted model, not a curated record. The coding region runs from base 122 to 802 and encodes 226 amino acids. Gene Ontology annotation, cellular component: nucleolus.